AUGGAGUCGACGCCUCUUCUCUCAAGGCACAAUUCGCAGAACCAGCACAGGCGCCGAUGUGUGUAUUGGCGUAACUCUACCCCUGGACUGUCUUCGGAUUCGGGUGGACAAACCCCAAACCCUAAACCCUGCAGUCGCAAGGCCUCUGCGGUUUUCACGUGUUUAAGGGCCUCGCCACACGUCGACGAGUCAAAACAACCUGCAGAUACACCUGGCUUCGAUUCAAGUGAGCUCUGCACUUGACUCAUGCACUGUAUGGGUUCGGCUACACGUUCGUUCCGCGUGUUGGUGUGUGCCUGUGUGCCUGCAGCGUGCGCCGAUGAGUCAGGAGGACGCAGAGAGUGA
Molecule: messenger RNA, 345 nt
Organism: Vitrella brassicaformis
Lineage: Eukaryota; Vitrellaceae
Source: the annotation of a GenBank genome assembly